GGGAAAGACCAAAGAAUUGAAAAGAGCAAAAAGUGGAGAAAGAUUUGGAUUGAACACCUCUGCAUUUUUUUCUCUCUCUCCUUAAAAAAAAAAAAUUCACACAAAUUUCCAAUCAUUUCAAUCCAUUCUAACCAAAUAUUUACAUUCAUAUACAUACAUAUAUAUUUAUAUAUCAAAUCAAGUAAUAUAAAUUAAUAGAAUAAAAAAUGUCAUCUUGUUCAUCAUCAUCUGCAUCUGAAGAAGAUGAAGACUUGGAUUGUUACCGGAAAGGUGGUUAUCACGCUGUCAGAACCGGUGAUUCUUUUUCUUCCGGCAGAUUCAUUGCUCAACGGAAGCUCGGCUGGGGUCAGUUUUCCACCGUUUGGCUUGCCUAUGAUACUCAAAAUUCUAAAUAUGUGGCACUCAAGAUUCAGAAAAGUGCACCAGAGUUUGUGCAAGCUGCCCUCCAUGAAAUCGAGGUUCUUACUGCUAUUACUGAAAAUGACCCUAGGAACGAAAAAUGUGUUGUACAAUUAGUGGAUCACUUCAAACAUAGGGGCCCAAAUGGGCAGCAUUUGUGCAUGAUUCUUGAGUUUCUUGGUGAUAGCAUACUGCACCUCAUUAGAUAUAACCGUUACAAAGGCCUUAACUUGAAUAAAGUAAGGGAGGUAUGCAGAUGCAUACUAACUGGACUAGAUUAUUUGCACAGAGAACUUCAUAUUUUACACACAGACCUAAAACCCGAAAAUAUACUUCUAGUUUCCACUAUAAAUCCAUCGAAAGACCCUAUAAGAUCAAAAUCGACCCCCAUUCUUGAACGGCCAGAGGGAAGUUUGACGGGUGGAGUAACGGUCAAUGUGAUUGAAAAAAAACUCAAGCAGAGGGCCAGAAGAGCAGUGGCUAAAAUUUCUGCUGAAAGACGGGGUGUGAUAGGAGGGGGUGCAGCAGCUGCAAAACCUGAAAGAUGCCUUGAUGGUAUCGAUUUCAGGUGCAAGAUUGUGGAUUUAGGAAAUGCAUGUUGGGCUGAUAAACCGUUUGCGGAGGAAAUCCAAACGAGGCAAUAUCGAGCCCCUGAAGUGAUACUACAAUCGGGCUACUCAUACCCAAGCGAUAUGUGGUCAUUUGCUUGCACUGCUUUUGAACUCGCUACUGGCGAAAUGUUGUUUGCUCCCAAACCAGGACAAGGUUUUAGUGAAGAUGAGGAUCACCUUGCUCUAAUGAUGGAAUAUCUAGGAAAGAUGCCCCGGAAGAUAGCCGUUGGCGGCGGUCGAUCUAAAGAUUACUUUGACAGACAUGGUGACCUCAAAAGAAUCCGUAGGCUCAAACACUCAUCACUGAGUCGUUUACUCAUUGACAAAUUCAAGUUUCCUGAAACUGAUGCUCGUGAAUUCUCAGAGUUCUUGAUACCUAUUCUUGAUUUUACCCCAGAAAAGCGACCAACGGCACAGCAGUGUUUGCAACAUCCUUGGCUCCGUCAGGAUGCCGCCAAACCAGUGCCCUAAAAACAUAACCUAGUGUGACAUGGUUGAGUUCGCGUGAUUAAUGUGGGUAAAGCAGGGAACCGAAGUUGUUUUUUGUUGCAACUUGUUAAUUCCUUCUUUAUGCCACCUAUAUUUUGUUUACACAUCUUUUUUUUCCUAUGAAUCCCAAUAAUAUUUGAUUUCUUUUGAAUUAACUAUUAACUAUGAUGUAAUAUAGACGUGUAUAGUUGCAUAAAUUUGAUAGUUAUUCGGGUUGUGUUAACUCCCACGGCAAUUGAAAUGGACAUUCUGUUA
This is a messenger RNA of Erigeron canadensis, 1754 nucleotides long. Its product is annotated as SRSF protein kinase 3-like. NCBI's taxonomy places the organism in Eukaryota, Viridiplantae, Streptophyta, Magnoliopsida, Asterales, Asteraceae. The record is from RefSeq and is a predicted model, not a curated record. The transcript has 4 exons. Bases 207 to 1481 code for a protein of 424 amino acids. Gene Ontology annotation, molecular function: protein kinase activity; ATP binding. Gene Ontology annotation, biological process: regulation of mRNA processing; protein phosphorylation; spliceosomal complex assembly.